UCUCGUUGGGCCAUUGAUGUAUUUUGUCGAGUGGAUGAGGCGUUCAGAGUUCAAAUUUCAGUGGCUGCGAUGUUUUGGCCGGGACCUCGACGAACAUCAAAGGCGUGGAAACGAAACUGCUGCCAGUGAAAAUGAAAAUCCAAACAAGGAAGUAGGCGAACAGAGCAAAAGGGAGCCUCAACAUUCACAGUCAGGAACAAACGACGAAACAGCCUCAGGAAAUGAUAAACAGCCGCUUGUCAUUAAUGUGGUGCGUGAUGGCUUUACAAGGCAACAAUGUGGAAUUGCAAGUAUUUUAAACCACAUCAGGAAAGGUUUCUGCCAAGCCGCUGUGUAUUUAUGCUAUCUGAUUCUUAUAACAGCAGCUCUUCCGGUAGGUAUAUCUACUGGAGGGCUGUCUUUCUUCAGAUUUGAUCAAAGCGAUGAUGAACGCUACCUAAAAAACGUAUACUACCGGAAAUUCUCGACAUUUGUAGCUCUAUGGUGGUCAACUUUUCAGGUGUUUUGUUUUUUCAUGUACAGUUGGUUUGUCUGUAAGGCCACGUGGACCGUUUCAUCCAACUAUCCCAAAGUUAUUCGCAGUGAUUGGUUUUCGUCAAACGUUUAUCUGCUUCUUCUUGCUAUAAUAGUACCAUAUUCUCAGGCUUAUGUAACUCAGCCUGGUCUGGCUUUUUAUUUUGCAGCCAACAACUUUCUGUGCACAGUCUGUAAUGCGCUUUUCAUAAUGAUCCUAAACAAGCACGCAAGUGUCACGCGGUAUACUCUGUUUUUCAGUAUAUGCAUGAUUUGUGCUUACAUCGAGAGCGAUAUUGUAGCGGUGUAUUAUUAUGCACUAAAUUCUAAAGGAUCCUUAGUUGACAUUAACCUUACUGCCCUCCGCACAGCAGCAAUUGGUUUUACCUUAAAGGUAAGUUUAAGUUCUUCUAUGCAUAUCAUUCGGAAAAUUUUAAAGCCGCAAGAAUCGCUCUUUGAAGGACUUUCAGAGAAAUGAUAAGAAGCACGGUUCGUUCAGUUUACAUAUGAGUCCGCGUAAAAGCGCAAUUGUAUAUCGGUCAAAAAUUUUGACCUACUUUUGAUGGUCCAAAAUUGCACUGUUAACCGUUCGAAUAUCUCGCAUGGUUUCGAGGGUUCCGGGUCAACGAAGGAGGAUCUGAUCCGUGCAAUUUUUUGUCUCUUCAAUAAUUUGCGCAGACUUGUGUAAACGGGGUUUCUAAGUCUUUCUUGUAAGAUAAGAUAACAUGAUCAAUGGUAUCAAAAGCCCGGAGCAAAUUUAGUCCAACCACAGACAGUGAUAGCACAUUAUGAGGGUUUGAUAGAUUGACAGAAGACUCCUGAGAUCGACAGAAGAGGG
Messenger RNA from Porites evermanni, 1351 nucleotides. The record is from the annotation of a GenBank genome assembly. Lineage: Eukaryota; Metazoa; Cnidaria; Anthozoa; Scleractinia; Poritidae.